ACUUGUUGAAAUAUUCCACUUAUCGAGUGUCAAUUCCUUUAUUUUUGUUUACUUCUGGGAAAUAAUUUUUAUUAUGACUCGUCGACAGAUCGGUGAAUUGAGACAAGUGGCACACGCCGCCAUGUUUUUUUACCACUGGCAUGUGCUGCUUUGUGUUGGAAUGUAAACAAAAGAAAAGGCCGGCUGGUUGUGUUGUUGACAGGGCGAGAUAACAAUUUCCAAAUUUGUGGCUGUUUAAUUAAACUUGAAAAUGUCGUUCAGACCUGGAGGAUUUGGCGACGCGUCGGAUGGGGACUUUGACGAUGAAGACGGAUUUUCAACCGCUGAAGAUCACCCCCACACGAGGAACUUCACCCCACGCCUCCGUUCAAAGCCCUCAGAACAGGAGAACAACAACAAGCUGUACCCCCAGUCCCAGCCAAGUGACUACGACCUCCACCUGCAAGUCUUGACAGCCUGCAUGACAGGAGAGCUCUCCACAAUCGACUCCUUCCUGGACUCUGGCCACGACAUAAAUGCCUUCCUGAGCAGUGGCUGGACCCUCCUCCUCUACGCCUGCAACGCCCUCCUUCCAGGGGUGAUCGAGCACCUGUUGAAGCGAGGAGCGAACCCAAACACUCACAAGAAUGGCUACACUCCCCUGAUGGCCGUCUGCGACUCCACCCACGGAAAGUCCGAUCAGUGCCUCCAGUGCAUUUCGAUUCUCCUGGAAGCGAAGGCAGAUCCAAAUGCCACGAACAAGGACAGGAGAACAGCCCUCAUGUUCGCCUGCAAAACAGGGCAUCCAGAGGUUGUUAUGAAGAUGCUGGAGCAUGUGAAGGACAUCAACGCAGUCGAUAACGACGGGAGGUCUGCUAUUUUCUACGCAGUUACCUCGAACCACCCAGAGAUCGUCAAGAUCUUGAUGUCGAAGAAGGCAUCAGUGGGUCUGAAGGACAGACGUGACCUGACGAUUCGAGACAUCGCUUCCACCAAAGGCUUUGACGACAUCCUGGAGAUGCUGGAGUUCGAGGAGGAGGAGAUCGAGAGCUUUUGCCCAGUGGCACAUGUCACAGAGUGGAAGGAGGCUUUCUCGGGGAUCAAGGGGACCAAGGAGCGCUUCGUUAACGUGGAUGUGGCUGCUGUGCUCUAUGGCCUCGGGCUGGAGAGGUACAGGCCCAUCUUCCAGGGGAUGGAGCUGCAUGAGUUCCUGCAGCUCACUGAGCAGGACCUGGUUAGGCUCGGGAUGGAUGUGGGGUAUCACAGGAAACAGUUCUUGAGUGGACUCAUGCAGUUCCAUACGUGGAGGUGGAGCCAUCUGAGCCUGGGGAGCAUCAAUAAGACCAUUUCUCAUACACUUUACGACGGAGUUAUGGCUCUAGGAAACGUAGCUCGUCAGAUCGGUGUAAUUGGCUCGAGUUUUCGGUUCAUCAAGAGGAGUGUCUUACAGAUUGGUAAGCCCAAAGAGACACUGUCCGAAAUACAGAACAAAACAUUCAAAGACGAGCUCCAAAAGACCGAAGAAACCCUGGGAUCAUUGAGGAAAGAUCUUGACCAGAUGCUCAAGUUCGCGAAGAAAGUGGAGAGAGACAGUGUGGUUUAUCCGCCACCAGAGUACAUCGGUCCUGACAAGAAGAAGACGAUGAGCCGCUGGCCCAUCAUCCUGGGGGCCACUGUGAUGGCUGGAUUCUACUUAUCGAAGACUGGAUACCCAACAAGACUGUGGAACUGAGUAUUCAGUAUUAACUCCUUCAUGACAAACCAGUAUUUUUGUUUCAUAAUUUUUUUAUUAAAUUUGAAGCAACAUUUUUAUUUCUCUUAUCAUGUUCUAUCUAACGUUGGAAAAACAAAUAUAAUUUACGUUGAACAUUGUCAAA
Molecule: messenger RNA, 1856 nt
Organism: Diachasma alloeum
Lineage: Eukaryota; Metazoa; Arthropoda; Insecta; Hymenoptera; Braconidae
Gene: Gasz
Product: ankyrin repeat, SAM and basic leucine zipper domain-containing protein 1
Exons: 3
Coding region: 251-1711 (486 amino acids)
Biological process (GO): piRNA processing
Cellular component (GO): pi-body
Molecular function (GO): protein binding
Source: RefSeq, a predicted model, not a curated record